This is a messenger RNA of Microthlaspi erraticum, 297 nucleotides long. NCBI's taxonomy places the organism in Eukaryota, Viridiplantae, Streptophyta, Magnoliopsida, Brassicales, Brassicaceae. The record is from the annotation of a GenBank genome assembly.
AUGGGUACGUGUAAUUUAAGGCGUGGUAUAUCGCCACUCCAAUCAGAACUUGAGACGUUGGUAUGGGCUAUGCAAUGUACGUUACGACAUAACAAGUUAACGGUGGUGUUCGAAACGGACUGUUCCGAUGUGGUGAAGAUGUUGUCUACGCCUGAGGAGUGGCCAGCUUCCGCAACAAAACUAGAUGAGUUUUGCAGAUGUAAAAUGGGGCUCACCCCCUUUUCCAUUGUGCAUAUUUCACAGACGAACAACACAAAGGCAGACAAGUUAGCACUCCGUGCUAACUAUAUCUACUAG